UCAAGGGCAGGGGAGUACUGGGGUGAGAUCCCAUAGGCGCGGGAAUAACUAGGGGGAACCUAAAGUGUGGUGGGAAGUGAAAUCGAAUGACAGGAGACAUAGACUGUCUUGGGAAACAUCUCCUAAGGGUGCGAGUUACUCGUUGUCCCAGGAAACCAGUGGAAGCCUAAUCAUCACAUGAGACUUUUGAAACUAGACUGGACAAAGCACCGGAGAACAGAUUGUAACGAACAAGCCAGUUCUGGACAAGGCGUGAAAUAUGCAAACAAUAGAAAACUUCCUUCCGUGCCAGGUUUGGAGAUGGAUUGUAUGAUUCCUACAUGAGAAUAGAUCAAAUUAGGUACCCAGAUCCUACAAAUGAAGAACACAGCCCUUCUGGACUUCCUUCACUUGGGAGAUCAAAUGUUACUAGCAACAAACUCACUAUGAAAGAUCAUCCUCUGACUGGAAGUCAGGUCAAAGUUGAGCAACUGUAUGAGGACUCUGGCAAUAAGAGGAGCAGUACUCUUCAGUCUGCAGGAAUCAGUAGUUCCGAAAGAUCUCUUCCUUCCCUGUCAAAAGAUAAAAGUAUAGACAGCUUAAGCACAGCCAAAUCUUGUGGAAGUUCAUCAAAAGUGCGCAAAGCUAUCUCUCAGGCUCCAGAGCAAGCAGUGAAGCAAUAUAAACAUCAGUUAUCUGCUUACGAGCAGCAAGAAAUAUGUAACUUUUCUGAAAUUUUCUUUGUGGGGCCAAAUGCAAAAAAAAGGCAAGGAGUAGUCGGUGGCCCCAACAAUGGAGGAUAUGAUGAUGACCAAGGUGGAUACAUUCAUGUGCCUCAUGACCAUCUGGCUUACCGAUAUGAAGUACUUAAAAUAAUUGGAAAGGGCAGUUUUGGACAAGUAGCUAAAGUUUAUGAUCAUAAACUCCACCAGCAUUUGGCCUUAAAGAUGGUUCGCAAUGAGAAGAGGUUUCACCGUCAAGCAGCAGAAGAAAUUCGGAUUUUGGAGCAUCUCAAGAAACAGGAUAAAACUGGCAGCAUGAAUGUUAUUCACAUGCUAGAAAGUUUCACCUUUCGGAACCACAUAUGUAUGACCUUUGAGCUCCUGAGCAUGAACCUGUAUGAGCUGAUCAAAAGAAAUAAAUUUCAAGGGUUCAGUGUACAGCUGGUACGCAAGUUUGCCCACUCUAUAUUACAAUGUUUGGAGGCUCUUUAUAAAAACAAAAUCAUACAUUGUGACCUGAAGCCAGAAAAUAUACUUCUAAAACAGCAAGGGCGGAGUGGCAUCAAGGUUAUUGAUUUUGGGUCCAGCUGCUUUGAGCACCAAAGAGUCUACACGUAUAUUCAGUCUCGAUUCUAUAGGGCCCCAGAGGUCAUUCUGGGAAGUCGCUAUGGGAUGCCCAUAGACAUGUGGAGUUUUGGUUGUAUUCUGGUGGAACUGUUGACUGGAUAUCCUCUUUUUCCUGGAGAAGAUGAGGGAGACCAACUGGCUUGUAUGAUGGAACUUCUUGGAAUGCCACCUCAGAAGCUUUUGGAUCAAUCCAAGCGAGCCAAGAACUUCAUCAACUCCAAGGGUCAUCCUCGCUACUGCACUGCAACUACACAUACAGAUGGGAAAGUGAUCCUCAAUGGCAGUCGAUCACGCAGGGGUAAAAUGCGUGGUGCGCCAGGCAACAAAGACUGGGUGACAGCAUUGAAAGGCUGUGAUGACCCCUUGUUUAUAGAAUUCUUAAAAGAAUGUCUUAACUGGGAUCCUUCUGCGCGCAUGACUCCAAGUCAAGCUUUAAGACACCCAUGGAUUUGUAAGCGAAUGCUCAAACCACCCAGUACUGAUAAAAGCAUGGGUAAACGGAUAUCUAACUACACAAGCUCCUUCCCAGGAAUAGGUUCUAAGUUGCCUCCAGUAGUUGGAGUGGCAAACAAACUGAGGGCUAAUUUAACAUCUGAAUCAAAUGGCAGUAUACCGCUAUGCACUGUGCUACCAAAACUGGUCAGUUAAUAGAAAAUUAUGUAUUCCCAGAAUACAUACCUUGUAUUUUAAUUAUCUGCUAGAAAUGUGUAAGGUGGUGAAAUGCAGAGGUUUUUAAUGGAUUUACUUUUCAUUAAACACUAAAUCUUGUAUAAAAAAAGAUGAAUCAAAAUAUAAACAUUUCAAGGGCUAAUUGUUUUAUCAAGUUGUUUCAGUUGCAGUGUGGUGCAUAUUACAUCACUUGAUAGGUCAACACAUCUGUUCUGGUCAGUGAGAUUACAUGCUUUAACAGUUGAGUUUAAUAGCACUGUUUAAAAAAGAAUCAAACCAUUUCUUAUCAGGACAGUUUUAGAUAGCAAAUGCUUUGUCACAAGAAAGCAAGAAAAAAGCAUUUAAAAUUGUAUUCUGUUGGACAGAAUGAGCUCUGCUUUCAAUUAAUCCCCAGGUGAACUUCUUUAAAUUUGGAUGAAAUUUUACAGAUUUACUGUCAAGAGCACAAGUGUUUUAAUCAAAAAAGUGAGAAUGUUGCUUGCCAAUUGCAAAUUUAGAUUUGAAUGAUUUGGCUUCCCUAUAGAAUGCUUUCCCCUUACACAUUUUGGAGGGCUCCUGGCAUAUAGGGAUCCAAGUUGCUGCAUUCCUAAAUUUCUUAGGCUGGGAUUUUCAAAGGAGCAUACAAGUAGUUAGGACACAUCAGUUGUGUGUAGACCUGCUAUGAUCAACUUCUGUACUGGGAUAUGCACUCACUACCCCCACUGAAGUCAAUGGGAGUUGCAGGCGUGCACAAGAGCAGAACUGGACCAUAACAUGAAGUAUAAUUUGCUCAGGGCUAUUGAAAACAUUGUUUUGACUUAAAUUUAAUGUACACGUUUGCUAACUGAUUCUUUCCCCAUCCCUCCCAAAAUGAAGAUGCCCAGCCAAAAUAAAAUACCCUUGCCAUUAGAGAUGUUUACAGUACUGGCCUCUUAAAAUCUUUUUUUCUGUCCUGCAGGGUGAAUUCCACUGAAUAACAUUGAAAUCCUUUUAAAAAUAGUCACUCCUUUUUGCUAGAUAAGUAGAAUUUUUAAGGGUCAGGACUGUAACCAGAGGUUAUGUGUGAGACAAGAGACUAGUCACUGAAAGAGUGGCCUGAAAUUUUUUUAAACACAAAUUGUCAGAUUUGGUAAAGAGUAAUAAAUUUAAGUAUUGAAAUGAAA
This is a messenger RNA of Mauremys reevesii (Reeves's turtle), 3139 nucleotides long. It is a transcript of the gene DYRK3, whose product is annotated as dual specificity tyrosine phosphorylation regulated kinase 3. Gene Ontology annotation, cellular component: nucleus. Gene Ontology annotation, molecular function: ATP binding; protein serine/threonine kinase activity; protein serine/threonine/tyrosine kinase activity. NCBI's taxonomy places the organism in Eukaryota, Metazoa, Chordata, Testudines, Geoemydidae. The record is from RefSeq and is a predicted model, not a curated record. Gene Ontology annotation, biological process: peptidyl-serine phosphorylation; cytoplasmic stress granule disassembly; peptidyl-threonine phosphorylation. Bases 321 to 1976 code for a protein of 551 amino acids. The transcript has 3 exons.